Messenger RNA from Mesorhabditis spiculigera, 243 nucleotides. The record is from the annotation of a GenBank genome assembly. Lineage: Eukaryota; Metazoa; Nematoda; Chromadorea; Rhabditida; Rhabditidae.
AUGAGAACGCUGUUGCUGGUGCUGCUACUUACUGUAUCUAUGGCUGCCGGGACGGUUCAGUUGUGCCAGCAGGACAAGGAUUGCGACGACUGGAUGAAUGAUGAUGCUCACUACUGUAUCCAUGGGGGGUGCAUGCCCUUCUACGACGACGGCUGCAAGACCGACCAAAUUUGUGGGUGGAUGAAAGUGUGCGAGGGAUACUCGGAAGGACGACCGGGGAAAUGCGGCUGGUGGACGCCGUGG